AAGCGGACCAGACCAGGAGGGGCGGCGUUGAAUGACGGAUUACAGGAAGAGAAGGUCAAUGUGUAAAAUCCCCCUUGACCCUGUGACGUGACCUGCAUUAGUUCAAUGGCAUUUUUACAAGCGCUCAGUGAAGGCAAAUCACACACGCGUUCAAAUUUGGCCUCCGUUUCAUCGAUGUUAAGUCAGGUUGAUUGAAGACUCCAAAUUAUCUGAAGGUGCGAAUGCAAGUUUGAGGGGUCGUUGCGUCUCAACUCAUUGUGUAUCCCUCCCUCUCGCCUCCAAAUCAUCUGGGAUAUGCUCCUCCUUAUACCAAACGUGCCCCUAAUGCCAACAGACGAGCAUAGAGAAACGAUGGCCAUUUAUUGGUGUCCAACAUUUCACUCAAAGCAACUAUUCCAAAAAGCCAGAGCGUGCACUUUCAAAUCGUGAAAAAAAAAUAACGUCCCGUCUACGGCGAGGCCUAUACCAGGAAACAAGAUGUGCUAUUUCUGCCGAAUCCAAUUACCUUUCCCCCCCCUCUUCACACAGUCUUUCACUCUGUGAAGCCAAGAACAGAUUACGAGAAUAUUAACUUGAAACAAGGUCUGUGCGAAAGUCAGAACGGCCUCCAAUGUAAAUCUUUGCAAAGAAAACGGCUGCCAUUUUUUUUCACUAUAGCAAAACCAUCUCCGAAAACUAAUCUGGGUGACGAUACAUUACGAUACACGGGCGUUGAAAUCAUGAAUGGCCAAUAUAGAGUCGCUCAUCUUGGAUGGCUGAAUUGGACUUUUCACGCAGAGCCCCGACUGACUGGGCGAAGCGCUAAGGCGGGCGACAGAGAGCAACUAAAGGGAUUAUCGUACGUCAGUUGAGGAGGAAAUCUCGCUUCCCACUGCUGACUGUUCUCAAAAUAAGUCCAGUGCGUCUCCAUGAGGAAGCACCAACUCAGAGCUCUUGCUGGCCGCUUUGAAUCCUUCCUCGCAAGGCAAUUGCGCGCUCCGUGUACAAACGGGCAGCAUCUCGGAAUUUCCACGGAUGUUAGCCGACGCCGCGGCACAACCACGCUUGGCGUUUUCCAAAGGGGACAUGGACGCCGAUCUUUAGGAAUCCAUGGGAGACGGGGACUUUUUCCAACUCUGCCGAGAGACUUGAGGCAAGCGUUGCCGCCUCGAUUUCAACUUGAGGAUAUUUCCGAGACGUCGACAAAAGAUCGCUAGCAUGCACGGUGGCCUCGCAUUAUGACAUCCGGUCACCGAAACGAACCCGAGAGGAUAUUUUGGACUCGACUCAGUGCGAGCGGCAAAGGAUGUAAACUCUAGGUCAUCGUAGAGAUGCCCCGGUUUCCGACUGUCAUUCAAACGACGAGUGAGUGGGGGGAGGGGAGGAUUCAAUGGUUUCAGUAACAGAGCACGAAGGUGACGUUGGAAGACCCCAGGAGAAUGGAGUCGGCGGAGCAACGGGACCGGGCGCAAUUGCUUUGGACACACCCGUCAUGUCCUUCACCGAGGUCGACGAGGACCGCCAAGAUGGGGAGGAAUCUGACGAGGCCCGAGGGGAUUACACGCAAAAUUAUUGGGAAGACGAGGACGACAUCUUCCAGGAGUUUGAGGAAUUGGACUUUGAGUCUCUGUCGGAUAACUCGGACACGAGGAGCGUCGCGUCCGACGAUUCUUUCUACCCGCUCGACGCUAGCGUGGGAUCGGACGGUCUGCGCUCGCCGUGUCGCGGGAGCCCGGAGCCGAUAUCCUUCUUCAAGGCCUGCUGCAACAACAACACCGUCAUCGUCAAGAUCAUGAUCAGACAAGGACUGACCGAGGAAGAAGUGCAGGAGACGGACCGCAACAGAAGAUCUGCGCUGAUCGUAGCGUGUUACUAUGGCUACGUGGAUGUGGUCAUCGCCCUCGCCCAGUGUCCUCACAUUGACGUCAACUGGCAGGAUAACGAGGGCAACACGGCCCUUAUUACGGCAGCGCAAGCGGGUCACGUGUUCAUUUCUCACUACCUGCUGAACUACUUCCCCGGGCUCGAUCUUGAGAGGAGGAACUGUCACGGUUUCACAGCUUUAAUGAAGGCCGCGAUGCAGGGUCGGGCCGAAACGUGUCGAGCGCUCAUGCUGGCUGGAGGUGACAUGCAAGCCAGAGAUAACGGCCGCGGGAUGACCCCGCGGGAAUGGGCUCUCUUCACCGGUCGCUAUGAGACGGCUUACCUGAUGUAUCAGGUCAUGAUGAGGCCGUGCGCUGAGCAGUUCUGCGAUUCCUUCAGCCUGGAGUGGCCCUUGCUGGAGGAUCUUGUUGCCAAAGCCGAAGAGCCAAAGUCCUGCUGGAAGCGUUCUCUCGAGCUUCUGUCCUGUUGCCCUUACAGAUUCUACCUUAACAAUAAGGUGAACCCUGUGGACGAUGGCGUUCUGGAGCACAUGGUCCGCAUCACCACCGGUCUCAGCAGUCCAUUUAUCGCCACGGCCUGUCGGACGGUGUGCCCGGGAAGCCCGCCGCGCGUUGGAAAACGACGCUACGCAGUGCAGGAAAUUCUCAGGAGGCAACGCUUGGCCGAGCUAAAGCACCUCGGCCCCGACAGGCUGAACCACUACAAGAGAUUUUUCCAGAACUCCCGGGUGCAACUGGUCCCAAAGGCGAGGGAUCGGCGGGCCAGCCUCCAGCUUCAAUUGCUGGACGACGUGGCCGCCGCAUCCGCCGUGGCCAUAAGACGGGCGAGUCUCCUCCCGCUUCAUUUGCUGAGGAGGAGCAGCGUACGACCGGGCAUCGUGGUCCCAAAAGUGAGGCUCUGCAAGGCCCCGACUCCCACUUUUAAACCGGAAAAGCUCCGGCGCAAUCCGAGCUAUCAUCAGCUCCAAAUCCCAAAGUGGGAAUACAAGAUGAAGAGAAUCGAGAGAAAGAAGGAAGAGAGACUGUUACCACCGACGAGGCGAAGAUGA
This is a messenger RNA of Hippocampus zosterae (dwarf seahorse), 2911 nucleotides long. RefSeq names its product ankyrin repeat domain-containing protein 33B-like. Lineage: Eukaryota; Metazoa; Chordata; Actinopteri; Syngnathiformes; Syngnathidae. The record is from RefSeq and is a predicted model, not a curated record. The transcript has 5 exons. The coding region runs from base 1370 to 2911 and encodes 513 amino acids. Gene Ontology annotation, molecular function: protein binding.